AGCGCGAGAGUUACGGAGCAGCGCGUGCCACGUUGGGAGAGCAGUCGGAGCCUGAAGUGAAGCGAGCGCGCGGACACUUUGAUUUAAGCGACCUGCUUUAAAGAUAAAAACAUCUCGAGCAGCUCAACCGGAGCCACAAACACAGAGACUCACUGAGGGACUGACCGAAGGACUCGGAGCCGCCAAGAUGCACUUGUUGUCCGCCCUCCUCCUCCUCCUCCUCGCGCUCCUCUGCCAAGUCACGGCUUUGGAGACCGUUACCGGACUGUACGGAAAAACGGUGGCCAUCCCUUGCAAUUACGGAACGAUUAAUGCAAAAGACAUCGUGAUGAUUAAAUGGAAAUAUGACAAAGGAGAUGCCCAGUCUGGAGACCUGCUGGUCAAGCAGAAAGACCAGAACGUCUCAAACUACGCCACAGAUGAUUACCUGGGCCGUGUGAGCAUGGCCACAAACUUCACCCUGCUGCUUUCUAAAGCCAAACUGGCCGAUGCGCGGACUUUCACCUGCAUGGUGGUGGCUGCUUCAGACAUCCGAGAAUUCCCAGUUAACGUGCUGAUCAACAAGUCGCCUGCAGGCGUGGAGAUUUCUGACAAAGCAGUGGAGCUGGAGUUUGGCAAACUCACGAAGCUGGGAAAAUGUGUUGCUCGAGAUGCUAAUCCAGCUGCUAACAUCACAUGGCUGAGAAACAAUAAAACCCUGGUGGCUGAUGGGAAAGGGAUUUCCAUCAAAAACUCUGUGGAAGGAGACUCUGUUACCGGCCUGUCCACCACAAUGUCCACGCUGGAGUAUUCUGCAGAAAAGGCCGACGCAGGCGCCCAGUUCUCCUGCAGAGCCGACCAUCCUCUGGGUGACAACCUCGUGUCCUCUCCGAUGACUUUCACCAUCACCUACUCCACAGAGAACAUUGAUCUUCAGGUCAUUCCUCAGGAUCGUCUUGUAGAAGGAGAUAACUUGACUCUGAAGUGCGUUGCAGAUGGGAACCCUGCUCCUACUAGCUUUAACUUUGACCUUAAGGGAAACGUUGUAAAAGUGGAAAAUAGAGACGUUUACACCAUCACAAAUAUCUCGCGUAACACCAGUGGUGUAUAUAAGUGCUCUCUAAUUGAUGACCCCUCAAUUGCAGCGUCCAGAAACAUCACAGUCAACUACCUGGACAUCAAUUUAAGCCCAUCUGGGAAGAUCGUCAGGCAUGCUGGCAAGGCCUUGGAUAUAACUCUUCAGAUCAAUUCUUCCACAAUAUCAAAGGUCUACUGGACAAAGAACCAUGUUAAACAGGACAAUCAGCCCAAUUUCACCAAGCUUGCUUACUCAGACUCUGGUUUCUAUGAGUGCUGGGUGACAAUGGAGAACCUCAAGCGAACAGCGUCUUUUGAGCUGGUUGUCAUAGGUUCUCCUGUCAUCAAACACCUGAAAGAGUCAAACAAAGAUGACCAGCAGAAAAUAUUAGUUUGUGAGGUUGAAGGUUACCCAAAACCAGCUGUUUCCUGGAGCGUCAAUGGCACUUUGCUUAAUGAGACUUCCUUCCCCAACGGCAAUAUAGCACACAAGAUCGCGGUCGAGCCCUCUACGAACCUUAAUGUCACUUGCACGGUGUUUAAUGAGUUUGGCAACGAUUCCAAAGUUAUAAGCGUGUCCUCCCUAUUUGAGGAGGUGAGAAUGGAUAAACAAGACACGGCGAAGGACGGAGACCAAACCCAGCUGGUGGUUGGAGUUGUAGUCGGCCUCCUCAUCGCAGCUGUGGUUAUAGGCCUGGCGUACUGGAUUUACAUGAAGAAGUCCAAGCAGGGAAGCUGGAAGACCGGUGAGAAGGAGAACGGGUCCUCGGAGGAGGAGAAGAAACUGGAGGAGAACAGUCAGAAGGCUGAAGUGUAAAGAGAACCGUUGUUGAAACGGUGAAGUGAAAGUGAAAACUCUGAACUUUUGCACAUUUCUCUUCACCUCUGUCCCGGAGAAACAAAAGCGUGUACGUCGGGAUGAAGACAGCUUGAGUUUGGUUUCAGGGAGACACUUACAAAAAUAAAAAUAAAACCCACGUCCAGACCCAGACACCCCCCUCCCCUCCCCCGACCCCCUCCAUUUAUUCUCUAACAGAACAGAUACUGCACGUCACAGGAACAAGUUGUCUGCACUGCUGAAACUCGUGGAAACUUUAGGAUUCGUGUUUGUUAGAAUGAACAAGCGGGAAAGUGAGAGACUGCGGAUCUUUUUUUAUUUUAUUUUAUUUUAUUUCUUAGUCGAUGCGAGUGAAGUUACUCCUAGAGCCGCUGCCUUUGCUGUGAGGAUCUGCGUUAGUCUCUGCUUUGACCAUCAAUGCUCUUUUUUUUUAACUCCAUGUCAUCUCAGGCCAACCACCUCUGCCUUCAGCAUCACUUUCAAGCAGUUGUAAAUCCGUUUGCUUCGGCAUUCAUUCAUUUUAUUGUAAAACGUUUUAAACAUUGAGGUGAAACUCCUGGAAGGGCUACGGGUGUGUUGAACCUAAAGCCGACAAUGUGAUUUCCAUGUCGGACUGCAGGAAGUAGGUAAUGU
This is a messenger RNA of Nematolebias whitei (Rio pearlfish), 2527 nucleotides long. RefSeq names its product CD166 antigen homolog A. Gene Ontology annotation, biological process: heterophilic cell-cell adhesion; homophilic cell-cell adhesion. Gene Ontology annotation, cellular component: adherens junction. The record is from RefSeq and is a predicted model, not a curated record. The transcript has 16 exons. The coding region runs from base 188 to 1873 and encodes 561 amino acids. Lineage: Eukaryota; Metazoa; Chordata; Actinopteri; Cyprinodontiformes; Rivulidae.